UGCCAAUUGAAGGGGCCCUCUUAUUGCAUGAUAAAGGCCGAUCGACGGUUCUUUUUGGCCACUGGUUAUUGUUCGUUCGUUUCUCCCAGCCUCAUAGCCUCCUGGCUAUAUAAAUUAAAAAUAGUAGAUUAUCAAUUGCGUUGAUACCUUUUUUUUCCCUUCAUUUCCCGACCGUACCCACCACGGCUCCUUGCCCCUUACUGCUACCCUUGUAGCUGUAUAUCUCUAUCCCUACUUACAAGCGCGUGGGUUGGACAUAUUUUCACCACUUGUAAAACUUAUCAACCGCCACAAGUAUCGGCAUCAGCGCCGAGAGUUGCACGCUAGGCAUCAUUGUACAGUCAUUGUACCACUUUCUGAAAAUUAUAAGCGUUCUCCUUGGGUUCGACAGCAUACACAUAUAGAACGAAUUAGAGGGUCAGGAGCGAGGGGUGGUCAUAAUGUGGAUCAUUUCAUUCUGGAUUUUUCCGGUCAUAUCGGCCUUCAUGUGGAUAGCAAUGCUCCUUGCAAUGCUAGGGAAUUGGGCGGUACAGGGCACGCCGGUAUAUUCUAGUAUGGAAGAGGGACAAACAAUUGCGUACAUCUCCGAUAUUGGCGCACAGGGCCUCAAACCUUUGUUCAUCACCGGAAGUGUGAUAACGGUUGUAUUCCUGGAUCUCUCGUUCAUCUCCGAACGGUGGCUGCGACACGCCGGUCAAUUGGUGCCGAACAAAGGCAGAUUUGACAAAGCCUGCGCCAUUCUUUCCAUAUUCUUCUCGAUUGCAGGCGCCUUGGGGCUCAUUCUCUUGUCGAUUUUCGAUACAGUGCGCCACCCGGACAUGCACGAUGGGUUCCUGGUCAUGUUCUUGGUUGGUUACAUCAUAAGCGCGAUUCUGAUUUGCGCCGAGUACCUCCGGUUGGGCAUUUUCUACCGCUCUCAGCAUCGGGUCCUAUUCGUCAGCUUUGUAAUUAAACUCAUGUUCAUUAUUAUCGAGAUCGCCCUCGCCAUCGCAUUUGCCGUCCUCGGCAAGAAAGGUCCCAGCAAGAGAAACGCAGCGGCUGUUUUGGAAUGGGUAAUCGCCCUCAUCUUCACAUUCUAUGUUCUGUCCUUCGUUGUCGAUCUGUUACCAUCGGUGCGCACUCGCCGCCACGUUCCACAGGGCGAGAAGCGGAUCGUGAGGUCUGAGAUGGAGAAUGGCAUGGCUCAGCCUAACGCCACGAUUGAAGAGCCAUUAACGACCGACUCAGCCGGGCCUAAUAUGGAUUAUAGCUACUACCGUGGACAACGCAUGUGAUCGGCUUGCUUGAUAAACUUUUUACUGUUUAGAUUUGGUUUGCAUUUACGGUGCAUUAGGGUUAUGUAUGUGUGCUAUAUACCUCGGUGGGGCUGAUUUCAGUGAUGUAUACGAUCCUUGUUUGGCUUUUUAUUUUGGGUCUUCAAUAUACCUUCUAAUGUGUGUGAAUAUACCGGUUACUUUAAUAUAACAAUUGACAUGAUCAAAGAACCGUA
This is a messenger RNA of Aspergillus pseudotamarii, 1489 nucleotides long. Its product is annotated as Frag1/DRAM/Sfk1 family protein. The coding region runs from base 441 to 1274 and encodes 277 amino acids. The record is from RefSeq and is a predicted model, not a curated record. Lineage: Eukaryota; Fungi; Ascomycota; Eurotiomycetes; Eurotiales; Aspergillaceae. The transcript has 6 exons. Gene Ontology annotation, cellular component: plasma membrane.